AUCACUUUUCCCAAGCAUCGCAGACAUCGAAGCAAUCUGAGCUUGAGAGCUCUAGUAUCACGCUCACAUUACCUUGAAUCUGGUUUGCAACCGCCUGUCAUUCACACAGUCAUACCUUACUCAUACUUUCCCACGAUGAGUUGCCUCGCUACCCGCUCUGUUUUGCCUCUUGGCCGCCGUCUCAUCACUAGCCGCGCUCGCCUUAGUACCGCCGCGUUGGGCUCACUCGAUAUUGGAUCCGGCAAUGGCAUGUCCAUGCCGCCUGGUUUCAAUAUCGACGUCGCUCGCCAGCCCAACAAGCAGCCCAGGAUCCAAUCACCGGGCAAGAUCGGUACCGUCGCCGACAAAAUCCAUGCUCGCGAUGAUUUGGGCAAGACCAUGCCACCCAAUUUCAAGGCCCAAGUCGCCCACCUCGACACCUUUGAACUCCCAGAGAAAAUCACGGGCUCUGCUAGCGACCGCGCACUUGGCAAGGCCAUCAUUGACACUUGGCGCUACGAGGGAAUCAUCCAAAUCGCUCAGAGUGAUCUGCAGAAGAAGCUAUGGAACGACGCCAAGGCCGCCAGCAAGCGCUUCUUCCGGAAGCCCGCGGCCGAGAAGGCGGCUUGUGUUGACUCGCAGAGUUAUGCCGGAUAUAUUGCAUCCGGCGAGGAGGUGACGGACGGCAUCGCUGACUACUCGGAGAUCUUCACCAUCACCAAGGAUCUCGACCUGGAGGAGCCGCGCGUCCGGGCAAAGUGGCCCUGCCACGGUCCUUGCCCCUGGCCUGAUGUGGAAAUGAAGGAGCCCAUGAUGCGAUACGUCGACAAUUUAGGGCUCGAGGGCGAGAAGAUCCUCCAGUUGGCCGAGUUUGGUUUGGGUGUUGCUCCCGGUACACUCACACAGUACACGCGUGAUGGUUGGCAUCAUACAAGGGUCCUUCGUUUCCCACCCCGCAACGCUACCAAUGGAAAGGGCAAGGAAGGCCGAGGCAUCGGCUCGCACACGGACUAUGGCCUUCUCGUCAUCGCCGCCCAGGACGACGUUGGUGGUCUCUUCAUCCGCCGCCCUCGGGACGACGAGAAGUUUGCAAACUGGCAGAAAUCCGCCGCCGGCCAUAAGGAGGACGCAGACGGAUGGUUCUACAUCCCGCCCGUCGAAGGGGUGCACACAGUCAUCCUUGGCGAUAUGAUGCAGUACCUGACGAACAACUACCUGACCGCGACGCCGCACAAGGUGGGACUCAACACCCGCGAGCGUUUCGUUAUGGCUUACUUCCAUGAGCCUUCUUUCCAAGCUGUCAUCAAGCCUAUCAACGAGGGUUGCGGAGGCAUGCGGACCGCCUCUGAGCAGGCCGAGGAGGGCGUCCAUUACGGUACCCACUUCACCAACAUGUUCAUGCGCAACUAUCCAGAUCGCAUCACCACCAAGAGGCUGUUGGCGGAGAACCGCUAUGCGAAGCUGUCGAAGCCGGAAUUGAGGACCAUGGAUGUCAUGCCCGCGCCUGAGCUCGAUUGAAGAUUGUCACAUGCUCCUUUUCAGUUUCACAAGCCCCUUAUUUUAUUCCGUUGUGUAUACAAAAGCAUUACCCGGGCGCUGUGUGUUGAGAUGAGGAGUUUUACGCAGAAAAGGCGGCUACAGCACUUAGCUUGAUUUCUUUAAUGUUCGACGAUACCACUCUCCUAACGUCUAGUUACUUUUGCUUUAUCUGCUUUCCUUGCUUCUUGAUUAUGCGUAAACAAUACUUUACACAGACGGAGAGACCAGACGGGAGAAGAAAGGACGAAAGCAUCUUUUUGUUACACAAGCAAACGUCCGAAACCACUACAGUAGACCUUUCACAUACUACUUCUUCAAGAUGUUUUGAGUUGCCCAGCGAUAGGACAACGACAAGUGGGCAAGGAAACAAGAGAAUUCACUUCAGGAGAGCUAUUUCCAAGGUGUUUACCUACCUUUCACUUAUGCACUAGUUCCAGUCCAAUCGCAAACAAUACUACCCGGUAGUUACAUCAUGAUGCCCACCCAGUGAUGAUGAUUUCAGGCGUCAAAUGAGAGAGGAAACUAUGCCAGCUGACCAAGAAAGGGAAGUACAUAAGCUACCUACAGUAUUCAAGUCGUCCUCCGCU
This is a messenger RNA of Neurospora crassa OR74A, 2105 nucleotides long. Its product is annotated as 2-oxoglutarate-dependent ethylene/succinate-forming enzyme. The record is from RefSeq and is a predicted model, not a curated record. The coding region runs from base 136 to 1497 and encodes 453 amino acids. Gene Ontology annotation, molecular function: dioxygenase activity. NCBI's taxonomy places the organism in Eukaryota, Fungi, Ascomycota, Sordariomycetes, Sordariales, Sordariaceae. The transcript has 2 exons.